AUGCUUCAUUAGACUUCAGAAUCUCCUCAUAAAUAGACCUCAAAACGAUUUGCCUUGAAAAAAGAAAUACCAAUUUUAAAACAAUUUCGAAAAAUUUACAAACAAUAUAAUUAAAAACCUCAUCCUCACUUAAUCUAAAAAGAGACUACAAAAUAAUAAAUAAAAUUAGCAGAAUUAGAAGUUGAGCGUCUUUCGAAUUCUCUCACACUCAACUUUGAUAUCUUUUCAAAUAGAAAAAUCCAAAAUGAUUAAAAUAAAUCUAGCAAUGAUGAUUCUGAAUAUUCACCAUUUUCGUAAAACACUUUUAGCGAAGAAACAAUAUUAAAAGAACAACACUAAAAAGAAUUAGAUUUUAACAUGCUUUAUUAAAUUUAUUUAGAGAAGUAAUUUACAGAAGAUAAGAAAUAAAGAUGUUUAGAAUGGCUAUCGAAAAUUUGA
Paramecium tetraurelia is the source of this 438-nucleotide messenger RNA. RefSeq lists its product as uncharacterized. The transcript has 2 exons. The record is from RefSeq and is a predicted model, not a curated record. Lineage: Eukaryota; Ciliophora; Oligohymenophorea; Peniculida; Parameciidae.